Messenger RNA from Durusdinium trenchii, 2145 nucleotides. The record is from the annotation of a GenBank genome assembly. NCBI's taxonomy places the organism in Eukaryota, Dinophyceae, Suessiales, Symbiodiniaceae.
AUGAGCACCGUCGUUACAGAUGUGUCCAGCGUGCUGUGCUACAAACACUCAGUGACCUACACGGUGGAAGGUGUGCAUGAAGAACGACACUGGCAAGCUGCGAAUGGCUCUUUGCUCCUCGUGCGCGGCCGUAUUUUUGGCAAAGAUAGUGAGGUUCUCUCCUGGGACACCGUGGCCUCGGAGCUGACUCAGCUGGCGGCUUUGCCAGAUUUGGCAGAUGUUUCAAGGUACUUCUCCAGAUUGCACGGAUACUUUUGGGUAACCUAUGUUUCUGCUGCAGACUCUUUGCUUUCACUUUUUGCCGUUUCUGAUGCAGUGGGUAUGACGCCCAUGUGGCUGGGAUGUGGCCGGGAUGACGAAGGAGAUUUCCUCUUGCUGUCUCCUUAUUGGCCAUUGGAGCAAGUACCUUUGGCUCGGCCCAACGUGCAUUUGCAGCAAUCCUCCCCAAGAUUGCUGCACUGCUGGUCGGCCAAGGAUGGCUUGGCCACAUCCAAGCCUGAUCCAUUCUAUGGGCUGCAUGAGGCCUGUGACCUUGAGUCGCCCACCAAUGCCACUGCUCGCUUGCAGGAAGCAUUGCUUCAGGCAGUAAGACGCUGCACGGUGGGGGAAGAGCAUGUUGGUCUUCUUUUCAGUGGCGGCCUGGACUCGGGGCUUCUAGCUUGGAUUCUGACCAGCUUCUCGUCGUGCAAGUGCUCCGGCUACACUGUUGGUUUUCACAUGGAAGACAAGAAUAUCAAGAACAAGUAUGCAUAUCCGGAGGACCUUUCCAUGGCAGAAGUGGCUGCUGCUGAGAUGUCUUUGCCAUGGAAUGCCCAUGUCUUGGACUUGAAAGAGGCAGAGCAACUUCUUCUGCAAUGUGCUCCAGUGGUGGCUGAUUUGAAUAGUGUCAAGGCUUCGGUGGCGAUGACAAUGCUGAGUGCAUGCAAGAUGGCUGCCAGAGACAACCUCUCCGUGGUUCUCAGUGGUUUGGGUUCUGAGGAGGCCUUUGCCGGAUAUCAGCGCCACGUGCGUGCCUGUGGUGCCGGCGAUGUGGCCACGCGCAGGGACCGCACGCUGGGCUUGGCACAAAUGUGGCACCGGGACUUGCAGAGGGAUUGGGCUGUGGCCCGAUUGGCCAAGGUGGAGAUUCGCUAUCCCUUCCUGGAUGCCGACCUCUUGGCGAUCGCCCUGAACCUGCCCUCGGGAGAGUUCCUCGGGCGGUCGAGACCGCGGGGACCCGCGGGCGCCGGUGCUGAGGCUGAGGCCUGUGCGGAUGGUGGGAAGGGUGCGCUACGUGCAGUGGCUCGAAGCUUAGGAGCUCCUCAACGUGUUUCAGAGAGGAGGAAGAGAGCUGCUCAGUAUGGCUCGAGGAUCUACAACGCCUUGAAGAUCUUAUCCAACGAAGCUGGAAAGCAGCAAGAAGACUCACGAUACCACCAGGCGAACUAUGUGAUGUCUGUACCCGGAGCGUCACACUCACCAAUUGCGUUGCUUCACACCAGCGGAUACCAUAGCAUCCAGGUGUAUUGCCUGCUCAGGAGUUGGCGCUGUCAAAUCGCCUGCAUCAUUCCCCCCAGUGACCAAGACUCAGACUACGCCGCCGCCAAGGCCUUUGCGGCUUCGCUCCAACUGCCGCUCUUGCGGUGUGCGGUCAGAUGUUCUGAGGGCUACGAGAUGGCAGGUUUGAUGGCAGCACUGAGACUAGCCAAGGAGGAAUUCCAGAUUGAGGCGGCCGCAUGUGGCCAUGUCUGCGACUUGGACUUGUGGGGUUCCUUCGCAGCCGCCUGUGACGCCGUCAGCCUCCGAGCAAUGGCACCUGAGUGGGGCUCCUGCCCAUCCAAUCAGUCCAGCAUGCGUCGCAUAGUGCACGACGGAACGGCACUUCAACUCACCAAGUUUCCAUUGUCCAGCUGGCUUGGGCAUACGAUUUCGAGCCCGGAGGAGGCAGAUGCUGUUUUGGACGCUUUGCAGACGAUUUGUGGCCCAGAUGCCACUGACGACACCGAUGCGGGCUACGUUGAUUGUGACUUUGUCUCAAGCCCCUUUCUCCCGUGUGGAGUACGAGAUGUUAGAGACAAGAGCGUAGCGCUUGUUUCUGCCCUACUGCAACAAAAAAGACUUUGCUUUCAGAGUCAUGUCCAUGGACUUUUUCAGGUGCUUGUUUAG